Molecule: messenger RNA, 253 nt
Organism: Funneliformis geosporum
Lineage: Eukaryota; Fungi; Glomeromycota; Glomeromycetes; Glomerales; Glomeraceae
Source: the annotation of a GenBank genome assembly
UCAUGGAGAUAUCAAAGAUGCUAGUACUUUAAUGCGAAGAUGCUUCAAUAUAGAGUAUCUUGACUUUAAUGGGGUUAUGUCUUUGCAGAAUGAUGUAUUAAUUAUAGCUAUUAUCAAACGAUCUCUGAAUUUAAGAUAUUUAGAGAUCAGUCAUAAUAAUAUUGGUGAUGAGGUUAUUGAAAUGCUGGCUUAUACAUGUUAUAAAUUAAAGCAUUUUGAGCUAGAUAGUUGUUCAUUUGUUAGCGAACUAUUA